AUGGGUAUUGAUCACGCUUCCAAGCAACACAAGAGAUCCAGUCACAGAACUGCUCCAAAGUCCGACAACGUCUACUUGAAGUUGUUGGUCAAGCUAUACACCUUCUUGGCUCGUCGUACUGAUGCUCCAUUCAACAGAGUUGUCUUGAAGUCUUUGUUCUUGUCCAAGAUCAACAGACCUCCUGUCUCUAUCUCCAGAAUUGGCAGAGCUUUGGGCCAGAAGGGUGCUGCUGACAAGACUGUUGUCGUUGUCGGUACCGUCACUGACGACGCCAGAGUUUUCGAAUUCCCAAAGGCUACCGUUGCUGCUUUGAGAUUCACUGCUGGUGCCAGAGCUAGAAUCUUGAAGGCUGGUGGUGAAUGUAUCACUUUGGACCAAUUGGCUGUUAGAGCUCCAAAGGGUCAAAACACUUUGAUCGUUAGAGGUCCAAGAAAGUCCAGAGAAGCUGUCAGACACUUCGGUGCUGGUCCUCACAAGCGUAAGGCCCCAAGAAUCUUGUCUACCGGUAGAAAGUUCGAAAGAGCUAGAGGUAGAAGAAGAUCUAGAGGUUUCAAGGUGUAA
Molecule: messenger RNA, 561 nt
Organism: Lachancea fermentati
Lineage: Eukaryota; Fungi; Ascomycota; Saccharomycetes; Saccharomycetales; Saccharomycetaceae
Source: the annotation of a GenBank genome assembly